AUGUCGCGCCGCCCAGCAAAAGGCGACUACAUCGAAACCGACACAGGCAACAAAGUCGCCCGCAAAGCCAUCCUCGUCGGCACCCAAAACAUCAUGCUGGGCGGCAAAACCGUCAUCCAGCCCGAGGUCAUGAUCCGCGGCGAUCUCGUCCGCACCGCCCCCUCGUCCUCGUCCUCCGCGCCCACGAGCUCCACCGCCGUCGCCAUCGGCCGCUACUGCUUCCUGUCGCGGGGCGUGCUGCUCCGUCCGCCGGGCCGCCUGUACAAAGGGGUGUACACGUACAUGCCGCUCCGGCUGGGGGACCACGUCUUCAUAGGGCAGAACACGGUGGUGCAGGCUGCGACGAUAGGGAACCACGUUUCCAUCGGGCGGGACUGCACGGUGAAUGAGUUUGCGAUUGUGAAGGACUAUGUCAAGAUUUUGGAUGGGAGCGUCGUGCCGUCGUUUAUGGUUAUUCCGAGCUUUUCGGUCGUGGCGGGGCAGCCGGCGAGGGUGGUGGGCGAGGUUCCUGAGGGGGGGUUGGAUGAGUUUGAGCUGAGGGAGAUGUAUAAGACUGUUGGGAAUAAUCCGCAGAUGGUGGCUUAG
Pochonia chlamydosporia 170 is the source of this 585-nucleotide messenger RNA. RefSeq names its product dynactin subunit 5. NCBI's taxonomy places the organism in Eukaryota, Fungi, Ascomycota, Sordariomycetes, Hypocreales, Clavicipitaceae. The transcript has 2 exons. Bases 1 to 585 code for a protein of 194 amino acids. The record is from RefSeq and is a predicted model, not a curated record.